AUGUCAUUCACGAAUGCGCCCGUGACGCGCAGCCUGGUCUACGGACUCAUUGGCAUGUCCAUAGCCGUCAGCCUGUUGGACAUCAAGCACUACUUCUACAUCCUGGUCGACCUGCAUCUCUGGAAGUACCACCAGUUCUGGCGGUCGCUCAUCUACCAGCUAUGCUACACCAACUCGUCCGAGGUGCUGUUUGCCGCCAUGACCCUGUAUAAUAUGACACCAGUCGAGAGGAUGUGGGGGUCGAGGAAGUACGCUACCUUUAUCUUUGUCACGUACUCCCUGACAAGCGUCAUAUCCCCGAUGCUUCUCGUCGUCCUGAGGCCGCUUACAUUUGGACUCUUCAACUACCUGCCAGCAGGACCGACGCCCAUCAUAUACGCAGUUCUGGCCCAGUACCAUGCCAUCAUACCACACGUCUACAAGUACAGGGUGGCAACCUCGAUAUCCCAGUCGACGAAUGACCAGUUCCAGGGGAUCACCUUCUCGGACAAAACAUAUCGCUAUUUCCUCGCGCUGCAACUGGCCCUUUUCCAGUGGCCAGGAUCUCUGCUUGGUGGGUUGGUUGGUUGGGUGGUAGGUUAUGCUUGGAGAAUGGAAGUCUUACCACGUUCCUUGAUUCGUUGGAGAGUACCGGGAUGGGUCGUGGGUAUCCGGACGCAACGGCGCAGCGAAGAGUUCGAGGGGCUGCGGCGUAGACUCGAGGGCGAGAAUGCGCCCACCGCGGCGGCAACUGGAGUUGAGGGCCAAGCUGAUGGCGAAGGUGGACGGCGACGUACCAUGGGCCAACAGGUCAUGGACCAAUUCAGCGGGGCGUUUUGA
Molecule: messenger RNA, 819 nt
Organism: Anthostomella pinea
Lineage: Eukaryota; Fungi; Ascomycota; Sordariomycetes; Xylariales; Xylariaceae
Source: the annotation of a GenBank genome assembly